Pseudocercospora fijiensis CIRAD86 is the source of this 1365-nucleotide messenger RNA. RefSeq lists its product as uncharacterized. The record is from RefSeq and is a predicted model, not a curated record. The transcript is spliced from 3 exons. The coding region runs from base 1 to 1269 and encodes 422 amino acids. Lineage: Eukaryota; Fungi; Ascomycota; Dothideomycetes; Mycosphaerellales; Mycosphaerellaceae.
AUGCAUCUGCUCCGUACCUACUCGCGACUACGCAGACGGGCUGCGCAAUCAUCUUUCGAAGCGCUGGGCCAGCAAGGUCUGCGUGCUAUCUCCACUCCGCAAAGCGCUCCUCGAGCUGAAUACCAGCGAAACGCAACAAUGUCAAGAGCUUUCAUAUGCUACAGCUAUGGCAUCGACUAUCAGAACGGAGGCAGCUACUUCAUUGACUCCCGGUCAAAUGCGAGCUUCACCUGCGUUUCGCAAUUUGAGAGCUGUGUAGAAGACACCUACUCAAACAUAAUCCUGGUCAACGACGAUACUGGUGAUCAAGUACUGUGUACAGAUGUUCCGACAACGCCAGAUCUUGUCUCUCAAAUGUCGACAUGUCCAAUCACCAAAGAUGAGAUGACUUCUGGCGACUGGAGUAUCAUUGUCAUAGGCAACAAUGGCGACGGCUCUCCUUUCGGCUGGCAGCGCGAUUUCUAUCUAACUGUCGGCAUUCCACAAACAACUACGAUUACCAGCACCUUGACUUUCUCCGAAACCACAACACCAGUUGCUACCACAACGACCACGUCAACAAUCCAGACGACAACGAAUGUCCCGAAUAAGUCAACAGUCACGGUUGCUGCAUACACCAGGACAUUAACAGUAACGCCCAAACCAGUCAUCACAACCACAAGCAAGAUCAUCACACGCACAUUCGAUAGCUGGACAAGAACAGUCUCAACAAUCACAAAAACCGUCUACCCAACAUGCACCGUCCCGCCAAGACCCGAAAAUCCCGACCCAGAAUGCCGCAUCAAGCCAACAGUCAUUCCAAUCCCCAAAGGCCUCAGCAUCAACAUCAGCAAGAAAUCCAAGCGCGCAGACACACCGCUCAAUGCAGAACAACUCAGGAAAAGAUUCGAACAGCUCAAAGCUACCCGCGAACGUCUCGCCCUCGCACUCACACGACGCUCUCCCGACGCACCAACAAUUACAGAAACAGAUCCAGUCCCAGCUAGCACCACAACCACAUCCACAGCCCCCACGUCGACAUUCACGGACGUCAGCCUCACAACUUCGACAGCUACGAUCACCGAUCCACCUAAAACAGUGAAAAAGGGAACAAAAACUGUUACGACGACUUUGCCACCGAAGACCAGAACGAUUACGAAAAUCGGAUACACUAUCACCUAUAAAACGAAAACUAUGGCUAAGACUUGGACUUAUACGACUACAGCCACAGCUGCUGCUUCCGUCACUGCGUGUUUGAAGAAAGGAGGACAUUUCGGAAGUGUUUGGUGAUAGAGGGAGACAUGAGUUUUAUGAUUUAUGACUGGGAUAGAAAUGCUUUUUGAUGGAAACACCUAACCGCUACCUAAUGCUACUUUUACAGUUGAG